Messenger RNA from Cottoperca gobio, 2380 nucleotides. It is a transcript of the gene kcnj6, whose product is annotated as potassium inwardly rectifying channel subfamily J member 6. Gene Ontology annotation, biological process: regulation of monoatomic ion transmembrane transport; potassium ion import across plasma membrane. The transcript is spliced from 4 exons. Bases 332 to 1552 code for a protein of 406 amino acids. Gene Ontology annotation, cellular component: plasma membrane. The record is from RefSeq and is a predicted model, not a curated record. Gene Ontology annotation, molecular function: G-protein activated inward rectifier potassium channel activity. Lineage: Eukaryota; Metazoa; Chordata; Actinopteri; Perciformes; Bovichtidae.
CAAUGUGUCCUUUUUAUUUAUAUAUUCACACAUUAAAGGCUGUUUUCAGGUUUGAAACAACAAGAUGAAGAUGAAGUUAGAAAGAAACCGAGGUGGAAGAAGUACCUGAGGGGUGGAGGCUGACGGACCGAUGUCUUUUCUGUGUUGAGGAUGAAGGAGAGAGGGAAUUAGUGGCUCUUCUUCACUCGGUGUGUUUGCACUCAGAGAGCGACUUGAUCAUCACAACCCAUCAAACCUCAGCGGGGACAUCUUUCAUGGGAUCAAAGCGCCUUUUCAAAAUGACCCGUGGAGUGAAUCUGCUGCACAAGGCUUGAAUCCACUUAGAAACCCCAUGGAGCAGGAUGUGGAGAGCCCGACCAUCAUCAAACCCAAGUUGCCGAAGCAGGCCCGCGAGGACUUGCCGAAACAGCUAUCAGAAAAGGAACAGAACAAGAGGAUCCAGCGGUACGUCCGGAAGGACGGAAAGUGCAACGUCCAUCACGGGAAUGUCCGGGAGACGUACCGCUAUCUGACGGACCUUUUCACCACGCUGGUAGAUCUCAAAUGGAUGCUCAACCUGUUCAUAUUCGUGUUGGUGUACACCGUGACGUGGCUCUUCUUCGGCUUCAUGUGGUGGCUUAUUGCGUACGUUCGGGGCGAUCUGGAGCAUUUAUCAGACAACCAGUGGACCCCGUGUGUCAUUAACCUGAAUGGGUUUGUAUCAGCCUUUCUGUUCUCCAUCGAGACGGAGACCACCAUCGGUUAUGGGUACAGAGUCAUCACGGACAAAUGCCCCGAGGGGAUCCUCCUGCUUUUAAUUCAGUCGGUGCUGGGAUCCAUCGUAAACGCCUUCAUGGUGGGUUGCAUGUUUGUUAAGAUCUCCCAGCCCAAGAAGCGAGCUGAGACAUUAGUGUUUUCCACCAACGCGGUCAUCUCGAUGAGAGACAGACGGCUGUGCCUGAUGUUCAGAGUCGGAGACCUUCGAAAUUCGCACAUCGUGGAGGCUUCGAUCAGAGCCAAGCUCAUCAAGUCAAAGCAGACCAAGGAAGGGGAGUUCAUCCCUUUGAACCAAACGGACAUAAAUGUGGGUUACAACACGGGAGAUGACCGGCUCUUCCUGGUGUCGCCGCUCAUCAUCUGCCAUGAGAUCAACCAGGGAAGCCCCUUCUGGGAGAUCUCACAAGCCCACCUGGCCAAGAACGAGGUGGAGAUUGUUGUGAUUCUGGAGGGGAUGGUGGAGGCCACAGGCAUGACGUGCCAGGCGAGGAGUUCAUACAUCGGCAGUGAGAUCAAGUGGGGCUACCGCUUCACGCCAGUCCUGACGCUGGAGGACGGCUUCUACGAAGUGGACUACAACAGCUUCCACGAUAUCUACGAAACCAACACACCCAGCUGCAGUGCCAAAGAGCUCGCUGAUAUGACCAACCGCACCUGCCUGCCCAUCACUUGGUCGCUGGCCAGCAAGCUGAACCAGCAGGGGCUGCCGGAGUCGGAGUGGGAGGAGAACAAGAAGAGCAAGCAGACGGAGAGGAACGGGGACGUUGCCAACGUAGAGAGCGAGUCAAAAGUGUGAUGGUGGAAAAGCAACAAGUUUUGAGGCCCAUAUGAGAUUAUUGUGCGUCUCUCCGUUUGGGAUGACCACGAGUUUGCAGAGCACAGGUGAGAGUUUGAAAACGAGGACCAAUGAGCACAGCAGACCAAGUUUCCCCUGCAUCAAGAACAUCUCUCAGUGAUUUCACAAUUAAACCCCAAAAACAACCAAACAUGUGACCCACCACUGAACUGGAAACCCUCUGCGGGGAAGUGCAUGUUUCAAAUAUAACGUGAUGUCCUCCUGAUGAGAUUCCUGUUAUUUUUUCUAUUAAGAUAUUCCUAGGGGCAUUUGCAAGUAUUUUUGUAUAUACUAUAAAGAUGUUUUGAAUUCUUUGUUUUGUUGCGGUGUGAAUAUUUGACAGAUGUUUGAUACUAAUUCUUUUAGGUUAGUUCUGUAUAUUCUCUGCCUUACUGUAUGUAUAAAGUUUUUAUCAUUUGGGUUUUUUUCAGAAAUAUAUUAGCAUGUAUAAACAUUAUCUGAAGUUAAUUUAUCUUGUAUUGUGUAUACAGUAAUAUUAUUAUAAGGGACACAUACAUAGCAAUGAAUGCAAACUCUAGUUUAAACCAAUGACAAAUAGUUCACAUGGUAAAUGUUUACUUAGUACUACACGAUACUUCUUCUUUAGAAGCCAUGACUUGCUGUUUACAGCUGUGUGACUUCAGACAAUGGCCCUUUAAAAACUGCAUUUCGUCACUUUUGCACAUUGGAGGCCUCUGAUGGAGAAAGUUAAUCGCUGUUUCAGUCUCCAGAAAUCCUUCACCUGUCACCCAACAGUAUCAAAAAUAAAUAAACAAUAAAUUACUGAAG